Messenger RNA from Manihot esculenta (cassava), 2501 nucleotides. RefSeq names its product polyadenylate-binding protein 7. The transcript is spliced from 10 exons. Lineage: Eukaryota; Viridiplantae; Streptophyta; Magnoliopsida; Malpighiales; Euphorbiaceae. The coding region runs from base 357 to 2258 and encodes 633 amino acids. Gene Ontology annotation, cellular component: ribonucleoprotein complex. Gene Ontology annotation, molecular function: RNA binding. The record is from RefSeq and is a predicted model, not a curated record.
CCACACGAAACAGGCACGCCACAUCCCACACCAUCCCUCACUCUCUCUAUCUCUCUCUACCUCCAACACUCUCAUAUCACAUCCCUCUCUAUCUGUAAUCUCCCGGAAAGAACAAAUUUCCUCUCGUUCCACUUCCUCUUUCUCCUCUGAUUUAAUCACGCAUUAAUAAUCCUCUCUCCUAUCCCACCCUUUUAUAUUCAUAAGUAACAAACAAACAACAAUAAAUCCUAACAGAAACGCAAUUCUCUCUUCUCUCUCUCUAUCUCUAUCUCGCGCUCUCUGCAUUCACUCUGCUUUAUUAUUUUUUUUUCCUUUUCUGGUUUCUGUUAACUGCAUUUGUUGAAUCCCACACAAUAAUGGCGGUUCCUUCGACGGUAUCGGCGACGGCUCCGGCGUCGCUGUACGUUGGGGACCUCCACCCUGACGUUACUGACGGUCAGCUCUUUGAGGCAUUCUCCGAGUUUAAGAGCCUCGCAUCUGUUCGCGUUUGUAGAGACUCGUCCACUGGAAGGUCUCUCUGUUAUGGUUACGUCAACUUUAUCUCUCCACAGGAUGCUAUCCAGGCUAUUGAGAUGAAGAAUCACACUGCCUUGCAUGGAAAAAUGAUGAGGGUGAUGUGGUCACACCGUGAUCCUGAUGCAAGAAAAAGUGGAAUAGGAAAUGUGUAUGUUAAGAAUUUGAGUGAGUCAGUUGAUAAUGUGGGGCUCCAGUAUUUAUUUGGUAAAUUUGGGUCUAUUAUAUCUUGCAAAGUUGCCACGUUUGAGGAUGGGAAGAGUAAAGGCUAUGGCUUUGUUCAGUUUGACACGGAGGAUUCUGCAAAUUCUGCUAUUGAGAAGCUAAAUGGCUCCAUUGUUGGUGAUAAGCAAAUAUAUGUUGGGAAGUUUGUUAAAAAGAGUGAUCGAAUUUUGCCAAGCGCUGAUGUUAAAUAUACAAAUUUAUAUGUGAAAAACUUGGAUCUUGACAUCUCGGAAGAGGUUCUGCUGGAGAAGUUUGCUGAAUUUGGGAAAAUAGUUAGCCUGGUGAUUGCAAAGGAUGAAAAUGGAGCCUCAAGAGGAUUUGGCUUUGUCAAUUUUGAUAACCCUGAUGAUGCCAGAUUAGCCAUGGAAAGAAUGAAUGGAACAGAGCUUGGUUCAAAGGUUCUUUAUGUGGGAAGGGCACAGAAGAAAGCAGAGCGUGAACAAAUUUUGCGGCGUCAGUUUGAAGAGAAACGCAAGGAGCAGAUCUUGAAAUACAAGGGAUCCAAUGUAUAUGUAAAAAACAUCGAUGAUGAUGUCACUGAUGAAGAUCUAAAAGAACACUUCAGCCAAUGUGGCACAAUUACAUCUGCAAAACUUAUGAGAGAUGAUAAAGGAAGAAGCAAGGGGUUUGGAUUUGUAUGCUUCUCCAACCCCGAGGAGGCCAAUAAAGCUGUGAAUACCUUUCACGGUUACAUGUUUCACCGCAAGCCAUUAUAUGUGGCUAUAGCUCAAAGAAAGGAGGACAGACAAGCACAAUUGCAGCUGCAGUAUGCUCACCAGAUGGCUGGAUUAGCUGGACCUUCUACAGCUGUUAUUCCUGGUGGAUAUCCUCCCCUUUACUACACAGCUCCUUCUGGUGUUGUUUCACAAGUAUCUCCAAGGCCUGGGCUGAUGUACCAGCCUUUGGGUAUGAGACCAGGAUGGAGGGCUAAUGGCUUUGCACCCCCAGCCAGACCAAACUUUCAACCAUCACAACUUCCAGCAAUGUCUAAUACUCAAAGACAACACAAGCAGAAUAGAGGACGGACAAAUGGCCAUGUUUUCCCACAGGCCCACUCUGUCUCGUAUACUCAACAGUCCACUCAGUCACUAUCUUCAUCAAAAGAUCCAAGCAACCAGCGGGCUGGACAGGCCAAGUAUAUAUCAAAUAGUCGUACACGUGACGCGGGCAAAGGAUCUGGAGUCUCAUCUGCUGUUCCUACUUCCCUCAGCCCUGUUUCUCAAGGAUCGGAGAUGCUGAGUAGCAUGCUUGCUGCUGCUUCCCCUGAGGAGCAAAAACAGAUUCUAGGGGAGCGGCUUUACCCUCUCGUUAAGAAACACAAGCCUGAUCUUGUUGCAAAGAUUACGGGAAUGCUUCUGGAGAUGGACAACUCAGAACUGCUACUAUUGUUGGAGUCGCCAGAGUCGCUUGCCUCAAAGGUAGAGGAAGCUGUGCAGGUGCUGAAGAUCUCUAAAACAAAAGUAUCUGGUCAAGACACUCUUCAUCCAAGUUACCUGUCUGCCGAGGUUGCAGUCAAUUGAAUAGCGGCCGGGACAAAGUCUAGAGGUUAUGGUUUGGCUUGGCUCCUCGAGAGCAAAAUUUUUGAUACUUGACAUAAUUGAAUCUUCUAUUUUCUGCACCUUUAAGUUUUCCAGCGCAGGAUUUUUCUUUUCAUUUUCAUUAACUGUUACAUUCUGACUUUAUUGAGAUCAAUUGGUAAGAGGUGGGUAGACUCUCUUAUUGUAUUAGCAUUAGCAAGAAAUGGGAUUUUAUUUUGGAACUAA